Messenger RNA from Hymenoscyphus albidus, 2387 nucleotides. Lineage: Eukaryota; Fungi; Ascomycota; Leotiomycetes; Helotiales; Helotiaceae. The record is from the annotation of a GenBank genome assembly.
GUGAAUGCUCCCCUCCAUGAUUUCUAUGAUUGACGUCUAGAGUGCAUAUUGCAUGCAGCAGCAUCACGACUCUCUGACUCUUUCUCUCGCACCUUGUGAGAAACGCCAGCACGUACAAGUGAAGCACUACUGUACCUCUCCUCCGUACUGGUACCUAUGUACCUAGCCACUUUGCUGUACUGACACAUUCUUAGUCUAAGAGCCACCAGUAUCCUGUACUCGUAGUCUGUACUCGUAGUCUGCACUCUACUCGAGUACCCUCAAAUCGCUCAAAAAGCAACCAUGCCGCCACCAGUACCAGUCCACCCUGCGGCCUCUGCCACCUCAUCCCAAGCUCCAUCUCCACCUCCUUCUGGACGCCUGUAAUAUCAUUUUUUCUUAUCUAACCUAUCUCACCUUACCGUCCUUCACCUUUUCAUUCUUCGCCUUUACCUUCACCUUUUUCCUUCUUUUUUUCGUUGUAAUUCUUCUUCGUCCCUUCUCUCUUCACUUCCCCUUUUCCCAAAAUGGCCCGCCUAACACCCGUUCCCAGAAAGAAAGUCGCCAUCGUAGGUAGUGGUUCUGCUGGCAUAGCUGCGCUAUGGGCCUUGAACAGGACGCACCACGAUGUCUACAUUUACGAGGCCGCGGAUCGGCUGGGAGGGCAUACCAAUACCGUCGCAUUCAAGAAUGGCAACCACAGAACCAUGGUCGAUACUGGAUUUAUCGUCUUGAAUACCGCCACCUACCGUAAUGUUCAAUGCGCUCGUUUCAAUGGCAUCUACUAACAUGUGACAGCCAAUUUUAUUGCUUUCCUCAAAUCCAUUCGAGUCCCGACGACCUUGACGGAAAUGACCUUUGGGGUUUCGAGAGAUAAUGGCUGUUUUGAGUGGGCUGGUACCUCCCUUUCCGCCGUAUUCGCCCAACGCAAAAACCUACUUUCCCCUUACAUGUGGAGGAUGAUAUUCGAUAUUAUACGCUUCAACCAGUUUGCUCUGGACCUGCUGAAGACCGAGGAACUCAGUGAAGAACCUGUCAUGCGUACGAAUGGCAACGGCAAAUCCAACGGAAACCAUGUUCAUUUCUGCGAAGAGGUCGAAAGUAUUGGUCAAUAUUUAGAAAGGGAAGGAUACUCGGAUUCUUUUCGGGACGACUACCUCAUACCCAUGACCGCUGCCGUAUGGAGUACUAGUCCUGAUAAGUGCACCUUGGACUUUCCCGCCGUUACGUUGGUUCGGUUCAUGUAAGUGUGGGGAAGCGAUGACAUUGGGGCUUCUGCUAACAUGAUACAGGUGGAAUCACCAUCUGUUAAACACUGUUUCUAAAAGACCUGACUGGUUGACCCUCAAGUAUUGCGCAAAAAGCUACAUAGAUGCUGUGAUGAAAGGAUUUCCGCCAAAUCACAUUUUCCUCAACACUCCGGUCGAAACAGUCACGAAUGACGACGAUGGUCGAGUUCGACUCCAUCUGAAGAAUGGUCGUUCGGAAAUUUACGAUCAUGUUAUUCUCGCAACUCAUGGUGACCAAGCACAUGCUAUUGUACUUCCAGAAGCCGAUGCCGAGGAACGAAGUAUUUUGUCGGGAUUCAAAUCUAGCAAAAAUACCGCAGUUCUUCACUCCGACUUGUCACUAAUGCCAAAAUUGAGAUCUGCCUGGUCAUCUUGGAAUUACAUCACCAGAACCUCGCCAACCUCAUCAAAUGUUGAUCAGGUAUGCCUGACGUACAACAUGAACAUUCUCCAACAUCUUCCUGAGGAAAUCUUCGGGCCCGUCCUCGUAACACUUAACCCUCUACAUGAGCCAGCCCCUGAAACCAUCCAAGGACGAUACAACUACACUCAUCCUCUCUAUAACGCCCUGGCCAUCCGUUCCCAGAGUCUCCUUCCCCGAAUCCAGAAUACAAGAGGAAUCAGCUACUGCGGUGCCUGGACCAAAUAUGGAUUCCACGAAGAUGGUUUCUCUUCUGGACUCAAAGUUGCACAAGAUCACCUUGGCGCAAAGCUACCAUUUGAGUUCAAAGACAGCACUUUUAGCAGAGGAAAGAAACCUGUUCUUGGAUUACGGGAUUUUGUACUCAGGUUGUUGAUCAGGAUUGUGCAAGUGUUUAUAUAUAUCAUUGAGACAAUAUUCGGUGUGCAGAGAGGUUCCAGAACGCAGGGCAAUGGAUUCAAAGCAAUCGGGAAUGGAAAAACAAAAAAGCGUGUAUAAAUUUUCAUUUCAUUUGUCAUCGUUGCGAAUUUGGGCGUGGGUGGUAUUGUCAGCGAUUCAUUUUGGGCUUUGACUUUACGAGGCGUUUAUAAACGGGGUUCUGGUUCACAGUAUAGCAAAGCAAGCAGUUGCAAAGAAUGUUGAAUUUAUUGGCAGACGGAAAAUUUGUUUAUUUAUACGAAAUAUGUGAAGAAUUGAUC